AUGCAAAUCCUCUCGGACAACGACCACGUUGUCACCUCCACACCCGACGUCUCUUCUUCCGGCCUCCCACUCGAGAUUCUCGAAAGGAUCAUCAAGGACGCCUGGACGGAUGCCUACUCGCAAGACGAACAAGCCAACCUUUACUGGACGCUUCGCGCUACGUCCAAAGUCGUGGCUGUCAUCGGCUCCAUUAUCGCUGUCCAAUACGCGACGCUUCGUGUUAGGUUGCACUUUCCCGGCCCUGCUUGGGGUUCCAUCGUCUGGCUCCUGGCGCUCAGGCACUACACCAUCUGCACCGACAAUCCCGGCUUUUCAAUCCCAGCUGUCAAACACAUUGCGCUCAACGUUGGCGUUGGUAGCUCCUACUCCAGCAUACCCAUGAAUACCCUGUGGAUAACCCAGUGGAAGCGCCUUCGCGCCGACCUCCCUGCUAUGUUCGUUAACUGCCGCUCCAUGACCUUACUCCUCAACGACGAGGCUGUUUUUCGCCUCCCAUCCCUAUCCCUUGCACCUGUUUCCACCACGCUUCCAACCCUCACGCAUCUCCACAUCCGCAUGAACUUACCGGGCUUCGUGCUUGUCAGUUUCUUCGGUGCAUAUUUCCCCGCCCUCACCUUCCUCCGUCUCUCCGACCCACUCAACUGCCAGUGCGCCGCGCUGGAGGGUGACCGCCACAACGAAAUAUGUAUUUUCUAUGGGAUCACCGACGCGUGUCCAGCCCUACGACACAUACGCCUCGACACACCCAGCUCUCUCCUCACGGUCAAGCUUCCUGUGACCGUACGGUGUCUCACCCUCUUCGCGGACCCCAUGCGUUUUCAUGGCAAGCUGGAGAGUAAUAUUUUCGAGUACAGUCUGGCGACUUCAGUGCGCGGAGGACUCUUCCACACACCCAUCGUUCAUGGGGCGUGUUCCCCGCCGAAGAUAGAGGUCUUGAGCGUCUCCGAAGAGACAUGCACAUCUUACCAAGUGGAUGCGAUACACGAGAGGUACGGGGUUCACAUUGAGAAGGUGAUGGAAAGCCAGCACUCUGUUAAUACGUUGUAA
Messenger RNA from Epithele typhae, 1047 nucleotides. RefSeq lists its product as uncharacterized. Bases 1 to 1047 code for a protein of 348 amino acids. NCBI's taxonomy places the organism in Eukaryota, Fungi, Basidiomycota, Agaricomycetes, Polyporales, Epitheliaceae. The transcript is spliced from 3 exons. The record is from RefSeq and is a predicted model, not a curated record.